Drosophila melanogaster (fruit fly) is the source of this 408-nucleotide messenger RNA. RefSeq lists its product as uncharacterized. The coding region runs from base 110 to 298 and encodes 62 amino acids. The transcript has a single exon. Lineage: Eukaryota; Metazoa; Arthropoda; Insecta; Diptera; Drosophilidae. The record is from RefSeq and is marked reviewed.
AAAAUAGUUGCAUUUUCUAGUUGCCCAAGGUGAGUUGAGGCUGCCUAGUAUUCCAAUUCAAACUACGGAUUUUCUUUCAAGUGCAGAACUCGAUAAGGAUUUUAUAAACAUGCUUUUGAAAUGCACUUGGCUAUUGGUUUUGCUGCUGUCCGUAAUGGCAGGUGCCUUUGCCAGCAGCGGAUGUCCUGCGGGAUAUAGUGCCGAGAACAAUCGGUGCACCAUUGAGCGUCCUGUUCACGGCUCCUGUCCACCCGGAUCCUCCUACAGCCUGAACAUCAACAAGUGCGUCCACUCCUAAGGAUCUCGUCGAAUAAACUACAAAAUGAAAAUAUCUUAGAUAAGUGAAAACAAAAGUGUAGAGUUGCAAAAAAGAGUAAUGUGAUGAAUUAAAAAAAAAAAUGAUAGCGG